This is a messenger RNA of Boeremia exigua, 3077 nucleotides long. RefSeq names its product peptidase S8/S53 domain-containing protein. Gene Ontology annotation, molecular function: serine-type endopeptidase activity. Gene Ontology annotation, biological process: protein processing. The coding region runs from base 363 to 2864 and encodes 833 amino acids. NCBI's taxonomy places the organism in Eukaryota, Fungi, Ascomycota, Dothideomycetes, Pleosporales, Didymellaceae. The transcript has a single exon. Gene Ontology annotation, cellular component: Golgi membrane; trans-Golgi network. The record is from RefSeq and is a predicted model, not a curated record.
CGCGUUUCACAGCCUGGAGCUCUUCAUUGCGUCGCCGCUGCUCUGUCGCCCACCGCCGUCCCAGCAGACUCCCUGCCGCAAAGCGAGCUGCUGCCCGCCGCCGCCCUCGCCUCGCCACCGCCCCGAACCCUCGUUGUGCGAGUAAGCCGCCGCCGCGCCUUCCUCAAUAGGCCGACAAUAACUUAGUACACGACACCUUGCACUUUAUACUGCACCUUUACUUUAUACGGCACCUUUGGCUUUACACCGCGGCGCCGACCGCCCUGACCGCCUGACCGCCUGAUCGCAGCUGGCUGCGUCUCCCAGCGCUGCUGUCCUCUUCGUCCGACAACCUCCUCCUCGCCCCUUCUCUGCCGUCCGCCAUGCGCCUGCUCGACCUCCUCAGCGUGCUGUCGGCCGCCUCGCUGGCCGCCGCCGCACACCACCUGCCCAAGCGCAACUACGUAACCAGCGACUACUACGCCCUGCACGUCGCCCCGUCCGCCUCGCCCGCCGACCUCGCCGACCUGCUCGGCCUGACCUACGAGGGCCCCUUUGGCUCCCUCGACGACCACCACGUCUUCAAGGCCCCCAAGCACGACGGUGACAUCGUCCAGGAUGCCCGGCAGGAGCUGAAGCGCCGCCGGCGGAAGCGCGAGCUCGGCCCUGAAUACCACCCGCUCGACAGCAUCCACUUCGCCCAGAAGCAGAAGCUCAAGCCCCGCCAUUGGAAGCGCAGCGUCAUCCCCGCCCGCCAGGACGUCAACGAAGCCAUCAACACACAGCGCGAGGUCGCCAAGUCGCUGAGCAUCCAAGACCCCAUUUUCAACGAGCAGUGGCACAUCUUCAACGUCAAGACCCCCGGCAACGACAUGAACAUCACCGACGUGUGGAUGCAGGGCAUCACGGGCAAGGGCGUCACGGCCUGUGUUGUCGACGACGGACUCGACUACGACAGCGGCGACCUCAAGGACAACUUCUUCGCAGAAGGCUCGCACGACUUCAACGACAACGAAGACCUGCCCACCCCGAAGCUCUCUGAUGACAGGCACGGCACACGGUGCGCUGGCGAGAUUGCUGCCGGGAAGAACAACGUCUGCGGUGUUGGUCUGGCGUACGACGCAAAGAUCUCUGGUGUGCGCAUUCUCUCGGGCCAGAUCACAGACAUGGACGAAGCGCUGGCCAUCAACUACGAGAUGCAGAAGAACGACAUUUACUCGUGCUCGUGGGGCCCCCCAGACGACGGCAAGACUAUGCAAGCACCGGGCGUCCUGAUUGAGAAGGCCAUGGUAACGGCUGUGCAACAAGGGCGUGGUGGCAAGGGCUCUGUCUACGUCUUUGCCGCUGGCAACGGUGCCGCGAGCGAUGACAACUGCAACUUUGAUGGCUACACGAACAGCAUCUACAGCAUCACCGUGGGCGCCAUCGACAUGCACAACCAGCACCCCUACUACUCAGAGGCUUGCUCCGCGCAGCUGGUCGUCACCUACAGCAGUGGAGGCGGUGAUGCAAUCCACACCACAGACGUUGGCGCCAACAAAUGCACAAGUCAGCACGGCGGUACCUCAGCUGCUGGUCCUCUCGGCGUCGGAGUGUAUGCUCUGGUGCUGCAGGCUCGCCCUGAACUCACCUGGCGUGACGUGCAGUGGCUGACUGUACUGACAGCUGUGCCUUUCGACACACCCAGCGACUGGACAAAGACUGCCCUCGACCGCAUGUACAGCCACCAGUUUGGCUAUGGAAAACUUGACGCAUGGGCCAUCGUGGAAAUGGCCAAGACUUGGAAACUUGUCAAGCCUCAAGCCUGGUUCUACUCCCCGUGGAUGCAUGUCAAGAAGGCAAUUCCCGAGGGCAAAGAAGGUCUUGCAAGUGUAUUUGAGGUUACUGGCGAUAUGCUCAAGGGCGCCAACUUCGAGCGCGUGGAACACAUCACUCUAACCAUGAACGUCAAGCACCAACGGCGUGGCGAUCUCAGCGUCGAGUUGAUCUCCCCGGCCGGCAUGAGCUCCCAUCUCUCGACUGCCCGCCGCGAUGAUGAGGACAUUCGUGGCUACGAAGACUGGACCUUCAUGUCUGUCGCUCACUGGGGCGAAUCCGGCAUUGGAAACUGGACAGUCAUCAUCAAAGACACCGUCGCCAAUAACAAGAAGACUGGCAGCCUGACGGACUGGAAGUUGCGUCUCUGGGGCGAGUGUAUCGACUCCUCCAAGGCUACCCUUCGUCCUAUCCCCACCGAACACGACGACGACGACCACGACAAGAUUGAGGACCAUCCUGCACACACCACCUCAGUCGCGCUGCCCAGCUCCAAGCCGACCGUCACAUCGAACCCCACUGACCACCCCGAUCGCCCUGUGAAUCAGAAGCCGACAGACGCUGCCGAAGCAUCUGCCACGACAGAAGCAACACCAACACCUUCGGCAUCCCCCACCGGCGCACCGGAAAACGAGAACGAGAGCCUUCUUCCUUCCAUCUUCCCCACGUUCGGUGUCUCGCGCCGCACGCAGAUCUGGAUCUACGGGUCGCUCGCCCUCAUCCUAGUCUUUGUGGCCGGACUCGGCGCCUACUUCUACAUUGCGCGGCGCAAGCAGCAAAAGUCAUCGCGUGACGCUUACGAGUUCGAGGUGCUCGAUGACGUCGAGGACCGUGAAGAGACGGGCAUGCUUAGCGGCGCAGCCGCGAAGAAGAAGGGUCGCGCGAGGAGAGGUGGAGAGUUGUACGAUGCGUUUGCUGGUGAGAGCGACGAGGACCUGCUCAGCGAUAGCGACGGUGGAGAUGAGGGGCCGUAUCGCGACCAGGAGAGGUUCAACGAGAAGCACGGCAAGCGCGAUGACGAUGACGGGAGCGAGGUCAGUGGAAGCUCGGCCGGGAGACGGAAGGAGUAGACGAGACGACGACGAGCUUGACUAGAGACGAUGGAGCUUGCUUGACUAGAAACGACGGAAAGAGGAGUCUUCUGCUUAUGUACAAAGGAUGUAGGAAGGGGCAUUGGGCGGCGUUGCGUUUGGAAUUGCAUUUGCGCCCGUUUGCUAUAGACUCAAAUGACUCGCCCGCUGCGAGAGGACGUCUGUAAUAUGCGUACAGCAUUGAAAUGGGUA